Ceratina calcarata is the source of this 2458-nucleotide messenger RNA. Its product is annotated as ADP-ribosylation factor-like protein 6-interacting protein 4. Bases 405 to 1667 code for a protein of 420 amino acids. The record is from RefSeq and is a predicted model, not a curated record. The transcript has 2 exons. Lineage: Eukaryota; Metazoa; Arthropoda; Insecta; Hymenoptera; Apidae.
CGCGCGCCUUUUUACCGUGCGCGGUGAUGCACCUUUUUACCAUGGAACGUCGCCCUAAGUGCCGACGAACUUUUGAAAAUGGAAAUCGAUGAAGUGGGCUGUUGUAGUAAAAGCAAGUUGUCCGAGGUUAGAGUUUCGGUUAGGAGUGAGCAGGAUGUAUCCGAAUGUUGAUACCGCGGAUAUACUGGAGAACCGAUCAGUGGCAUUUGUUCGUUAACGCAUUGGCUUUCAAGCGGCUCUUAUCUGUCUGUUGCGAGUGAUAAUAAUUCGUGAGGGAAGCACCGAUCGCGAUGGAGAAGUUUAAUCGUCGAUGCGACUGAUCGAUGAGCAUCGCACGUUGAUAGACGCGAUAAAUUAGCCUGAUAAGGGCCUGGUUCGCUUGGUUUAGUUAGCAGACCGUCACUAUGAGUAACAGAGAGAAGGGUGAUUUACGGUUGGAACAACAUGUUCGAAUGAAAGAUGAGAGAGAGAGGAAGCAGUCUGUGUCGUCGCAGAGUGAAGAUUCGGACGCGAAGAAGAAGCGGCGAAACACGUGUAGCAAAGACAAGAGGAAGAAAUCGAAGGGUAGAAGUAGCUCCAGUAGCUCGAGUUCCUCCAGUGGCUCCAGCCACGAAGCUAAACAGCAAGACGAUCGAGAGAAGAAAAACGACAAGUGGAGCAAGAGGUAUGAAAACGGUGUCAGACCGUACAGGUCGUCGAAUCCGCGGGAGAGCAGGGGAUAUUACAAAGGGAGGAGCGGAUACUUGGACAACCGUAAACGUAAUUUCGGUUAUAGGCCUUAUAAGCAUUCUGGAUAUUACGACAGGAAUAGACAGAACAAUUCGCAAUACAACAGGUAUAACAACGAGAGGAGAGGCAACAGAUUUUUCAAUCAUAACAACAGAAGACCACCGUACGACAGAUCCAGGAGCAGGAGCACGCAGGAUCACGAACAUCAGAGAGGCUUGAAAGAAUCCAGUGAGCACUCGAAGGAAGACGAUCUGAGGGAAAGACACGCGAAGCAACCCAGUACGGACAAGGUGGAAUUGAAGAAAAAAGAUGCCGACGAGGCUUAUCCUAAGAGGAAAGAAAAGAAGAAAGACGAGGAUGUUCAAGAGAAGACUGACGUGCGUAAGAAGUCGAAAAGGAAAAGAUCUUUGUCCUCUUCGAGUUCCUCGAGCGCCAGUAGUACCAGCAGCGAGAGUAGUAGCAGUAGUUCUACCAGUAGCAGUAGCACCAGUAGCGGUAGCAGCAGUAGUUCGGACUCUUCCGAGGACGAGAAAAAACGUAAGAGGGCAAGGAGGAAAGCUAAGAAGCUGAAGAAAGCCAUGAAAAAGCGGAGGAAGAAGAAGAGGAUGAAGAAGAAAUUGAAAAAGAAAUUGAGGAAGUCUAAGAAGAAGGGAAAGAGCACGGAGAAGGUGAAGGAGAGCGUCUCGAAGAAUUCGCAGCAAGAUGUGUCGGAUAAAUCGAAGGCCAUGGCGCCGAUGACGAAGGAGGAAUGGGAAAAGAAGCAGAGCGUGGUGCGCAGAGUAUAUGAUGAAGACACUGGACGAUACAGACUAAUUAAAGGCGACGGAGAGGUCCUGGAGGAAAUAGUGAGCAGGGAUCGUCACAAAGAGAUAAACAAACAAGCGACUAAGGGGGACGGGGAAUAUUUCCAGUCACGCUUGAAAGCCAGUGUUUUAUGAACUAUUUUUCUAUGUAUGCUAAAGAAGUAUCCUUACAUGGUAAUUAUUACUUUAUCGUCAGUGUUAAACUCCUCUACGACAAUAUGUUUUAUGAUGUCUCGAGCAAAAACGGAUUACUUAUAGAUUGUACAUUGAUGAAACUCGUCUGCAGCAUGGUUUUAGUUACGUUACAUGCACAUAACGUUUUAUGUGAAACGUCGAUGACCAAAUGUUAAAAUAUGAUCGAUAACAGAAACACACACACACAGUUUGGAUUCUGAGACAGUUUCAUAUAGUCAUAUCUUUUUCACAUUGUGACUAUUCGCGUUUAUCGUCAUGCGUAAAAUAAAAAGAGGAACUUUUGUAUGCAUAAAACGACUAAGUCGUACGACGCAAUAAUAGAGUCGAAUGAAAUAUUCUGACUGUUUGUUACUUCGAUGAGUCGAUUACACAGUUUUCGUAAAUAGGGCAAUUGAUUCAUGGUCUAGAGAGCUCGUCGAAAAUAUAAAUUUUAGUUUCUCGUAUAAAUAAUUAUCUUCGAACAGUUAAUUCCUUUUUUUUAUAUGUACAAGUUGUGUUACAAGUUCGUCAAAAUUACAUGAUUCAGUUUCUCUUUAAGAGCGCGUAUUGAAAUUAUCUUACUGUAGGUACGGUGAUAUCAGGUUAAUUGAUAAGCGAUUCGUGUAAAGGUAGCAUUAUAAAUCAUUUAAAAAAAAAAGAGGUUUAUGUGUCACGUAUAUUAAGAGUCCGUGUUGUUCGAUACGAACUCUUCCAUCAACAAAUGAAAAAAUAUAAUUUUGUAUAUUACACAA